Molecule: messenger RNA, 1545 nt
Organism: Sturnus vulgaris (Common starling)
Lineage: Eukaryota; Metazoa; Chordata; Aves; Passeriformes; Sturnidae
Gene: MEX3C
Product: mex-3 RNA binding family member C
Molecular function (GO): RNA binding
Source: RefSeq, a predicted model, not a curated record
AUGCCGAGCGGCGGAGCCAAGGAGGCUAACGAAGCCGCCGAGCCGGCGGUGCUGCUCCUCCCGCAGCGCCUGCAAGAGCUCGGCCUCCAUGGGAAAGAGGAGGAGGAGGAAGGAGAAGCGGCGCUGAAGGAGCAUGAGGAGGAUGAGGACGAAGCCGCGCCGCAGCCGCCAUCACCGCUGUUGCCGGCUGUGGCUGCUGCCGAAGGGGAGGCCGGAGCUCGGAGGAUGACGGCGACCGUGCUGUCCCGCACCCGUGGCGGAGCUCCGGCCACGAGCGGCGAGCAGGCGGCGCUGGUCAGGAGGAAGAGCGUCAACACCACCGAGUGCGUGCCCGUGCCCACCUCCGAGCAUGUGGCGGAGAUCGUGGGGCGCCAGGGCUGCAAGAUCAAGGCGCUGCGGGCCAAGACCAACACGUACAUCAAGACGCCUCUGCGCGGGAAGGAGCCGGUGUUCGUGGUGACCGGGCGGCUGGAGGACGUGGCCACGGCCAAGAGGGAGAUCCUGUCGGCGGCCAAGCACUUCUCGCUGAUCCGGGCGUCGCGGGGCCGGUCCGGGGGCCCGGGCGGGCCGUGCUUGCCGCCGGUGGUGCCGGGGCAGACCACGGUGCACGUGCGGGUGCCGUACAGCGUGGUGGGGCUGGUGGUGGGCCCCCGGGGAGCCACCAUCAAGCGCAUCCAGCAGCAGACGCACACGUACAUCGUGACGCCGUGCCGGGACAGGGAGCCCGUGUUCGAGGUGACGGGCAUGCCCGAGAACGUGGACCGGGCCCGCGAGGAGAUCGAGACGCACAUCGCAUCGCGCACCGGCUCCUUCCCGCGGCCCGGCGACGGCUGCGACUUCCGCGCCAACGGCACCGACGUGGGCUUCGAGGCCCGGCCCCGCGCCCGCGCCCGCGCCGGGGUGGCCGCCGGCUACCGCAACGACAGCUCCAGCUCGCUGGGCAGCGGCUCCACCGACUCGUGCCUGGGCGGCGGCCGCCUGGCCGACUUCAGCCCCGCCAGCCCCUUCGGCGCCGGCGGCUUCUGGUUCGGCGAGGCGCUGCCCGCCGUGGGCGCCGAGGAGCGGGCGCUGGACUCGCCCGCCUACGAGCCCCUGCCCGCGCCCUCGCCGACCAUCUGGGCGCCGCUGCGCGGGCCGGAGGCCGUGGGCGCCGCCGGGGCCCCUCGCCGCGGCAGCCGCUCGCCCACGCCCCGCCUGUCGCCCACCUUCUCCGAGAGCCUGGAGCACCCGCUGGCCAGGCGGGCCCGCGGCGACGCGCCGGGCGGCGGCCCCCAGGCCGGGCUGCCCAUGCACAUCCCCGCCUUCUCCAACGGUACCAACAGCUACUCCUCGUCCAACGGCGGCUCCACGUCCAGCUCGCCGCCCGAGUGCCGGCGCAGGCACGACUGCGUGCUCUGCCUGGAGGGCGAGGCCGGCGCCGCCCUCGUGCCCUGCGGCCACAGCCUCUUCUGCCUGCCGUGUGCCAGCCGCAUCUGCGACGGCGACGCGCCCGCCUGCCCCGUGUGCCAGAGCGCCGUCACCCAGGCCAUCCGCAUCCACUGCUGA